Molecule: messenger RNA, 1151 nt
Organism: Pieris rapae (cabbage white)
Lineage: Eukaryota; Metazoa; Arthropoda; Insecta; Lepidoptera; Pieridae
Gene: NGR-A15
Product: neuropeptide CCHamide-1 receptor
Exons: 7
Coding region: 174-1151 (325 amino acids)
Biological process (GO): G protein-coupled receptor signaling pathway
Cellular component (GO): membrane
Molecular function (GO): G protein-coupled peptide receptor activity
Source: RefSeq, a predicted model, not a curated record
UCCUAGCUACCGCAGGUGAAAGGCGGGGCGCGUAUCGCGGGAACGUUACGAUUUAAAUUUCGAAUUAGUAAUGCAUAGAUAACAAACUAUUUGGUGUAUUUGAAACUUUUUGAUAUAAUAUUGUGUUGUGAAUAACUUUUGUGGCACUUGUGAAAGUUUCGGGAUAAUGCAAAAUGGAUGACUACAAUGACAGCCUCAUUUUUAACGACACAGAGAGCUAUAAGCCGUACUCGCAGCGACCAGAGACCUACAUAGUACCUAUACUAUUCGCGUUCAUCUUCAUAAUCGGCGUUGUGGGCAAUGGGACACUUGUUGCCGUGUUUGUACGGCACAAGGCUAUGCGAAAUGUUCCUAACACGUACAUUCUGUCGCUGGCACUGGCUGAUCUACUGGUGAUCAUCACCUGCGUGCCCUUCACUUCUAUCGUCUACACCCUGGAAUCCUGGCCCUGGGGUGACACUGUAUGUCGCCUUUCUGAAGCUGCUAAAGAUGUCAGUAUUGGAGUGUCAGUGUUCACCCUGACUGCGUUGUCAGCUGAUCGGUAUUUUGCCAUCGUGGACCCGUUGAGGAAGCUUCAUGCUACUGGUGGAAGCAAGCGUGCUACAAGAUUGACAGUGGCAACCGCUAUAGGAAUAUGGCUGCUUGCAGGCGCCAUUGCUACACCGGCCUAUAUAGGCUCGUAUCUCAGAGAAUUCGUUGUUAAUCCAACUAAGAAGUUUCUAGUAUGCUACCCAUACCCCGUGGAGUGGGGAGAAAGUUAUGCUCGCACCAUGGUGCUGAUGAAGUUCCUGGUCUACUACUCUCUUCCUCUGGCUGUCAUCGCGUUGUUCUACGUGCUGAUGGCCCGGCACCUCGUGUUGAGUACACAGAAUGUACCAGGGGAGAUGCAGGGCACACAGAGGCAGAUGCGAGCUAGAAGAAAAGUAGCUUUGACGGUGUUGGCUUUCGUAGUGGUUUUCGCGGCGUGUUUUCUUCCGACUCAUGUUUUUAUGAUGUGGUUCUAUUACUGUCCAACAGCCCAAGAAGACUUCAACGCCUGGUGGUCAGCCCUACGCAUAGUUGGGUUCUGCUUCUCUUUCCUCAACAGUUGUGUCAACCCUAUAGCCUUGUACUGUACUAGCGGUAUAUUUCGGAAACAUUUUAACAGGUAA